AUGGGCAAAUUUCUACGCACAGAAGAGGAGAUUAUAAAUGCUCUAAAUGAGAUUUUAGAUAAUGAAUCUGAGGGCGAACCGCUGGAGUCUUUACCUGAGGAAGAAUUUCCAUCGCCAAUAGUUCCGGAUUCUUCAUCAGAAGACGAUGUUACUCCUGAGAAGGUUCUACUGAAAGCUGAUGAGAAAGACGCGGUGACGCGGUCCGCGGCGUUCUUCCUGGCGGCGGCGGCGCUUCUGCUGCUGGCCGAGGUGUGCGUCCUCGCGGGGCACUGCGCACGCCACCGCCGCCUCUGCACCUUCGUCUCGGGCGUCAUCUGCAUCGUCGCUGGUCUGCUGAUGCUGAUCGGGCUGGUGAUGUACAUCUCGAUCUUCAAGGCGGAGAUCGGCAGCAAGCUGCGGCCGCGGUCGCAGCUGCAGCCGCCGCUGUUCACGUACCGCUACGGCUUCAGCUUCCUGCUGGUGGUGUCGGGCUUCAUGGCGUCUGAGACGGCGGGCACGUGCGCCGUCUUCCUCUACAUCUUCUGGCACCAGCUGGAGUGGGGCCGCAAGCGCCACGACCUGCACCGGAAGCUGUCCGCCUCCUCGGCGCUGCUGUCGCCGCCACCGCCCGCCUGCCGCAGACACCACUUGCCUCCGCCGCCCCCGGUUAUCCCGCACCGGCGCUACAUGCUGGAGUCCGGCCGCGGGCUCGGCGGGGGCAGCACGUCGCGGCUGCCGCCCCCGGAAGACCACUGCCGGUCGCCGCCGCCGCCGCCGCCGUGCCUGAGCCGGUCGCACCAGGACCUGCGCUCCGCGGGCGGCUGCUUCCACGCGCCCGUGCCCGCCCCCGACGACUGCGGUCCCACGCCCCCUCCGCCUCCGACGUUGCACCACCACGGCCACCACCACCACCAUCACCACCAUCAUCACCAGCGAGAGCUUUCAACUUCAAGCCGUUCGUCGUCCUUCUUCCCGCGUGACGCGACUACGAACACGGUGUCGACGACUGCGGACAUCAACUCCUGCGCCGGCGACGAAGACGACGCAGAAGGCAGUGGGACACCUGGGGUGGUGUGCACUGCCGCCGGGCCCAAUGGCGUCUCCACCGACGACGACGACGAUGACGAGUACUCGCCGUCGCUGCAACACGAAUUCGUCACGUUCGACUUGGACGACACGCAGCCGCAACUGCAUCCGGCGCCGCAGCGAGUCAUGGUCGACGAGCAGCAGCAAACUACCGUGUCGGCACUGCGGCCUAGAGGGGACUUCGGGUUAGACACUCUGCGUAGGACUACCCCCGUGUAGCCACCGGCGAACAUUGCUCUUUGUCUGCAGAGUAGAGGGACUAGCGGUCGAGACGCUAAACCUCAGCCUUGACAAAUUCGCUUCUCUCAACUUUACGUGAGCAGGAAAAAUUCCUAGGUAGAUCUGAGGACCAAACUGCAACUAGUGUCGUUGCGUAUUACACAAAAUGUACACUCGGAGAACGCCGUCACAUUUACGCACGACACAUGUUAACUCUCGGAUAUGCGGAUUAUAAGCGUUGUAAGUUGUCUGCAGUACCUGCAACAAAACACUUGUCAUACAGGGUAAGCUAUUGCGACCUAGAGUCAGAGUCGGUGAAGUACUUUUGGCGCGUAACAGUGUCGUGGUAUAAAAUACAGCGAUAGUUGUAUAUUUACAACUGGACAGCUUCUCCACCAAUAGUCAAAUAACAAUAUCGGCCAGUCUAAAAAUCAGAUGAUACAAAUGGGAAGCCGGAGAGCAAAUAUUUUACUGAUGGGGUACUUGUUUUCACAAUUAAAUCGGUUUUCAAUAGUCAAUCAUAUGAAAGCUUGUGCAAUGACGAAUUGCUUUCGUAAUCGUUUCCUAGUGUCGUUUGCAAUCGGGCAGUAUUUUUCUGUUCACAGCGACGUUCGAUUUGCAAUCGCUGGCAAUCUGGUCAGCGAGGCUACGGCCGUUCUCGAGGUUUUUACUGGGAGCCCGCUUGGCGUAUACUGCACCCUCUCUAAGCUUUCUCGUUGUGAUGAGUCGCUCCUCAGCAUGAAACUAGUUUCUCUAGAGUGUGUGGGCCUACAGCAUUCAUCUGGGUGUUAUAAUAAGCUGAUUUGUCACUUUUACAGGGAUAUAUGCAAAGUCUGUGCUCUGCUAGGCGUUUGUUUCGUAGAACAGCCCGCGGUUGUCGCUAAGCUGAAACCUGGCGUGUAGGACUUAACAAGAAAAGUACUUCGCUACUCCUCAUUCUUAUCAUUCAGUCAUCACACGAACGGCCAAAGUGUGACGCCAGAUGACAGCUGGAUGGAUGGGGAACUCAGUGGCAUAUAUAUGGCUAAAAUUUACUCGCAGCUAAACAUACGGCGAAAACUGCCUGCGACAAUAGCAAAAACAUUGGUUACUAAUUUAUGUUUAGCUUGGUGCGAUUACACACCCAAAAAUUUACUGAUGUACUCUUGUUAUAUUUAUAUUUUCUUCAGAUGCUAUAUUAGCACAGGAUGGCCUUGAUACGAAAACCCAAAAACUAGUUAAGUACAGAGGUCAUUGUCUUCUUCUCCUUCUCUCUCUACGACAGACGGAAAUUCACACCUAAUGACAUACGUUUACUUUAGGAAGCAGGCAGUUUUCUUUCUUCGGCACCAGUCCUUUAUUUUCUGGCUGUGAGAUCAUCAUUUGCGUUACACCCAAUCAACAUGCGGAACUCACCUCCUAAAUUUUGAUUCAUUCGAUCUCUCAAGUUUCGUUAAUUCACUAGAGAAACUAUUCAAAACUGAGAAUGGAAUGUUAAUACUCUCCAAAAUUGUGUUCUUUCCUUUUAUGCAGUAAUGGCCCACUGCUCAAUCACAUUCUAGAAGCAACGACCUGUUGGCAGCAUUAAGUUUUAGUACUUCCUGAAGUCUGUCGCGGGUAUAAAAUGCUUUU
This is a messenger RNA of Schistocerca americana (American grasshopper), 2895 nucleotides long. RefSeq lists its product as uncharacterized. The coding region runs from base 1 to 1284 and encodes 427 amino acids. Gene Ontology annotation, cellular component: postsynaptic density membrane; AMPA glutamate receptor complex. The transcript is spliced from 6 exons. Gene Ontology annotation, biological process: neurotransmitter receptor transport, postsynaptic endosome to lysosome; postsynaptic neurotransmitter receptor diffusion trapping; regulation of AMPA receptor activity. The record is from RefSeq and is a predicted model, not a curated record. Gene Ontology annotation, molecular function: channel regulator activity; voltage-gated calcium channel activity. NCBI's taxonomy places the organism in Eukaryota, Metazoa, Arthropoda, Insecta, Orthoptera, Acrididae.